Mollisia scopiformis is the source of this 1320-nucleotide messenger RNA. RefSeq names its product salicylate hydroxylase. The record is from RefSeq and is a predicted model, not a curated record. Lineage: Eukaryota; Fungi; Ascomycota; Leotiomycetes; Helotiales; Mollisiaceae. Gene Ontology annotation, molecular function: FAD binding; monooxygenase activity. The transcript has 7 exons. The coding region runs from base 1 to 1320 and encodes 439 amino acids.
AUGUCUCCUGUAGGACCUGCACAGCUCAAAAUCAUUAUCAUCGGCGCUGGCAUAGCAGGACUCUCGGCGGCAAUUACCUGUCGACGGGCAGGUCAUUUGGUCGAAGUCUAUGAACGCUCCUCAUUGAAUAACGAAAUUGGUGCUGCCAUUCACAUUCCACCAAAUGCUUCCCGGGGACUGCUCGCAUGGGGUUUCGACACAGAAAGGGCAAAACUCGUGACAUGCAAGCGCAGUUAUCGAGCGCAUGGUACGUCGUUGAAAACGUUCCAUAAAACAGAUGAAAGCUAUAUGGAGUCGACUUUCGGUGCUCCUUGGUUGUUGGCUCAUCGAGUAGAUUUGCAUGAGGAGCUGAAAAGGCUUGCGACUGGGAGCGAUGGCGAAGGAAAGCCUGCUGUGGCUUAUUUAAAGUCAGAAGUUAUUUCCUAUGAUUAUGAAGCUGGAUCGGUUACACUUGCUAGUGGCAGAAGUAUAACAGGUGAUCUGGUAGUCGCCGCCGAUGGAGUUCACACUUCUGCUGUUGAAGCAAUCCUUGGAACAUCAAAUCCAGCACUACCAACGACGGGUUACAACUUUGCCUAUCGAUUUUUGAUCCCUGCAAAAGCGUUAGACUCGGAUCCUGAAACGGAGUGGUUCGGUAAAGGAGAGAAUGGCUGUAUGAAGUUCUUUGUUGAAGAAGGGAUAAGACUAGUUUCCUACCCGUGUCGAAACAAAGAGGAGCACAAUUUUGUUGCCAUCUUCCAUAGUGAUGUGAUCGGUUCUCGAGAGGAUUGGCAGACGUCAGUCGACAAAAGUGCUCUCUUAGAUAGAUACUCUAGCUUCCAUCCUUCACUUCUUGCAGUUCUCAACAAAGCAACCGACAUUAAGCAAUGGCCCCUUCUUUUCCGCGCACCAAUUCCAUCCUGGCACAAAGGAAAGUUGGUUCUCCUUGGAGAUGCUGCACAUCCGAUGUUACCUCACCAAGGACAAGGAGGAGCACAAGGAAUCGAGGAUGCGGUAGCUCUUGGGAUGGUGCUGACGAACUGCACGCUGGAUACUCUUGGAGAGCGGAUAGGGAUUUUUGAAGAUAUCCGCAUCAAGCGAGCAAGCGUAAUACAGAUAUUCAGCAACGCCGGCCAGGACGAACCCGAAAAGAUACGGAGAGAUGCGGCCAAGUUCAUACCUGCAGAUACAGUGCCCAAAACUCCCGAGGAAUUUCACAAGUUUAACUUUGGAUAUGAUGUUGUGAGGCACUCUACACAAUCAAUUGAGGAGCGGUAUCCAGAGUGGGUAUUGCCAAAGAAGUUCUUUGAGCAUGAGCCAAGACGAGGAGUAUACCCGUGA